GGAUGUUAAGAAACGCUUGAAUACCUGCCUGCAUAAAUAGGAGGUGCUCGCCAAGUAGUGGUGUACUUGCAGUUGUUUGAUAAGAGCAAUGGAUUUCAGCCAAGUGGGGUUUGGUAUACAGCUCCUGUUAUUGGCAGUUGGGUUGUCAGCAGCACAACGGCCAGGAUUGAUCAAUGUUCCUGCUGGGCUUCAACCUAACAAGCCAAGUCAUCCUUCACUGCAAGUGAGUGCUGGGUUGCCUUCUCAGUGGACACAAAGUGGUCCCCAGAGUGGAAGUCCUGCAGUAGCCCCACUUGGAUUGCACUUUCAAAAUCCUUCAGAUGCUCAAGACCAGCAAGUAAUGCAGAGGCCAGUGAAGAAACUGACUUGGCGUUAUCCAGCAGCACCACAAAUCCCAACCCCACCAGCACCAGUGAACUUCAUGAGACGGUCUAAUGAUGUUCCUACCCAGAGUGUAACAGCAAGGUGCAAUGAGACUGCAGUGUAUGUAGAGGUGAGAAAAGACCUGUUUGGUACUAGUGCACCCCUCAAUAUUGCAGCUCUCACACUGGGAGGCUGUGCUGCCAAAGGGGUGGAUGUUUCUUCUCAAGUCCUUGUGUAUGACUCCCCACUGCAUGGCUGCAACAGCAAGUUGACUGUGACCGCAAAUGAGCUGGUCUAUAUCUUCACCCUUGGUAUUGCUUCAGCACCUAUAAGUAGUGCUCCCAUUCUAAGAAGUCCUGGUGCUCUGGCUUUUGUUGAGUGUCACUAUAGGAGAUUCCACAAUGUGAGUAGCAGUGCUCUCCUGCCUGCUUGGAUUCCAUAUGCUUCUGCCCAAGGUGCUGAGGAACGUCUCCUCUUCUUCCUGAGGCUCAUGACUGAUGACUGGAUAUUUGAAAGACCUUCGGACUACGUCUUCCAGCUGGGUGAGCUUAUAAAUAUUGAGGCAUCGGUGGUGCAGUUCAACCAUGUGCCCCUGCGUGUCUUUGUAGACAGCUGUGUGGCCACUGCUGUCCCUGAUGUAAAUGCACUCCCCAGAUAUUCCUUCAUUGAGAACCAUGGAUGCCUGAUUGAUGCCAAGCUUGCACAUUCCAGUUCCCGCUUCAUGCCCCAAACUCAGGCGGCUAAACUGGGGAUUCAGCUGGAGGCAUUCAAGUUUCAGCAUGUGAACAGUAGCUGGUUCUAUAUUGCAUGCAUCUUGAAGGCAACAGCAGCAUCUGCCCCUGCUGAUGCUGAGCACAAGGCUUGUUCCUUCUCAGGCAACAGGUAUGUUGCUAUGACCGUGGCAGUGUUGGUUCAGUGCAGCUGAGCUGUGACCACUAACACACUACUGUUUCUUCCUAGAUGGACUGCUGCAUAUGGUGUUGACCAGGUAUGCAGUUGUUGUAGCAGCAGUUGUGGUUCAAGGAAGGGUCGUGAUCUCCCAUCAGAGCAAGGUAUUUGGGAGAACCAUGUUGGUGUUCAUGUAACUUGUCUUUGCACUCUAUGACCUGAACUGCCAUUACACAACCUAUGAUUCUGUUGGUGUUGUAGCUUUGUAACCUCUUCAUGUACUCUACCUUUAUCUGCAGGCUUGCAUCUGGAGAGAGAAGUGAGCCUUGGCCCAAUCAUGGU
Molecule: messenger RNA, 1593 nt
Organism: Ictalurus furcatus (blue catfish)
Lineage: Eukaryota; Metazoa; Chordata; Actinopteri; Siluriformes; Ictaluridae
Product: zona pellucida sperm-binding protein 3-like
Exons: 6
Coding region: 89-1288 (399 amino acids)
Biological process (GO): binding of sperm to zona pellucida; egg coat formation; positive regulation of acrosome reaction
Cellular component (GO): extracellular matrix
Molecular function (GO): acrosin binding
Source: RefSeq, a predicted model, not a curated record